Messenger RNA from Coregonus sp. 'balchen', 4528 nucleotides. The record is from the annotation of a GenBank genome assembly. Lineage: Eukaryota; Metazoa; Chordata; Actinopteri; Salmoniformes; Salmonidae.
AUGGACUCAGACGAGGGCUAUAACUAUGACUUCGACGAGGACGAGGAAUGCAGCGAAGACAGCGGCGCGGAGGAGCCGGGGGACGACACCCUGGAGCUAGGCGAGGACGAGGUGGAACUGGUCGAUCCCGCAGAGGCUGGAGGGGAGCGGGACGAGGGUUUGGAGACCGGGGGAAGUGGUCAUGGGCCCGGGCAAGAGGAAGAGGACUACCGCUUCGAAGUGCUGACUGCCGAGCAGAUCCUCCAGCAUAUGGUGGAGUGUAUCAGGGAGGUCAACGAGGUCAUCCAGGUGAGAUAUCACGAAGGCAAUGUCGAUGCAGGAAAGACCGGGGACGGUGGAAAGUCGACAGGCCUCUACGCUGUUGUUAGCUAGCCGAAUCUUCCAAAUAAACGGGUGAUUAGAUAGCUAGCUAGUUAACUCAAGACAAAUAUGUUUUGCUAGCAUGUUAUCCACCAAAGUUGUUUGCUUUCUGGCUUGUAGGUAGCUAAGUCGGUUACCUACUAGCUAGCUAAAUAGCUAGCUCGCUACCGGUAGCUAAUUAACGUCAACUAGGUAAUUAGCUGACGUCCCGCUCCCCUCCAGUAAUUAGCUAACGUCAAGUUAGCUAAUUAGCAAACGUUAGUUAGCUUAGCUAGAUGUACGUUUCACAUUUCCGUACUAGUUAACGUUAGCUAGUUCGUCAAUGAAUCAUGAAACAUUGCUGUAUAGCUAGCUAAUUAUGUGCCUCCCAAACAGCCCUUCUGUGAUCAAAGUAUCUGCCAGGUAGCCAGCCUACUCAUCAUUCGUCAUGUCAGAGAUUGACAGACCUGUAACCCCCCCCCCCCAUAACUAUCAUUUGGUAAAACCGCCCAUUGGGAUGUGCUCAGCUGACUGUGCCCCACUGCCCCUAGUCAGUUUCAUAAUAGCCUAAGUCCUGAGCAAUAACAACAACACAUUUUGAACCAUGAUCCAGUGCCUCUGCUCUGGUCUAAAUAAAUAAUCCAAGGACUAGCACUUUGAAUUGGUAGAACUAAGUGUUCUGUAUGUAUUUGCACAGUAUGCACAGCCUGGUGUAGCUAAGAAUUUAACUCAAAUGUUGACAAUGUAAUGUCUUUCAAUUGUCAACAUUGGAGUUAAAUUCUAAGCUAAGCCUGGGCAUGAAUCCUGGAGGAGGAACUCAACUGUACAGUAUGUAGGUCUAGUCUCAAAUCAAUGCACAUUUUAUUCGUCACAUGCUUCGUAAACAACUUGUGUAGACUAACAGUGAAAUGUUUACUCACGGGCCCUUCCCAAUAAUGCAGAGAAAGAAAAUGGAGAAACAGAAAAGUAAAACGCGUAAUAAUAAAUACACAAUGAGUUACGAUAACUUGGCUAUAUACACAAGGUGUCAGUACCGAGUCGAUGUACGAGGUAAUAGAGGUAGAUAUGUACAUAUAACUAGGAAUAAAGUGACAGAUAAACAGUAGCGUGAAUGUGAUGAGACAAAGUGCAGAAAGGGUCAAUGCAGAUAGUCCGGGUAGCUAUUUGAUUAACUAUUUAACUAACGAUUCAGCAGUCUUAUAGCUUGGGGGUAGAAGCUGUUCAGGGUCCUGGUUCCAGACUUAGUGCAUCGGUACUGCUUGCAGUGCGUUAGCAGAUAGAACAGUCUAUGACUUCAGUGGCCGGAGUCUGACAAUUUUUAGGGCCUUCCUCUGACACCGCCUGGUAUAGAGGUCCUGGAUGGCAGGAAGCUUGGCCCCAGUGAUGUACUGGGCCGUACACACUACCCUCUGUAGUGCCUUGCGGUCAGAGGCAGAGCAGUUGCCAUACUAAGUGGUGAUACAGCCAGUCAAGACGCUCUCAAUGGUGCAGCUGUAUAACUUUUUGAGGAUCUGAGGGCCCAUGCCAAAUCUUUUCAGCCUCCUUAGGGGAAAGAGGCGUUGUUAUGCCCUCUUCACGACUGUGUUGGUGUGUUUGGACCAUAAUAGGUCCUUAGUGAUGUGGACACAGAGGAACUUGAAGCUCUCGACCCGCUCCACUACAGCCCUGUCGAUGUGAUGGGGGCGUUCUUGGCCCCCCGUUUCCUGUAGUCCACGAUCAACUCCUUUGUCUUGAUGACUUUGAGGGAGAGGUUGUUGUCCUGGCACCACACUGCCAGGUCUCUGACCUCCUCCCUAUAGGCUGUCUCAUCGUUGUCGGUGAUCAGGCCUACCACCGUAGUGUCGUCAGCAAACUUAAUGAUGGCGUUGGAGUCGUGUGCGGCCACACAGUCAUGGGUGAACAGGGAGUACAGGAGGGGACUAAGCACGCACCCCUGAGGGGCCCCCUCGUUCGGGGUUAGUGUGGUUGACGUGUUGUUACCUACCCUCCAGGGCAUAAAAUAAAAAACCGGCAAAUGCAGGUAGAUUUAGGUAUUGACGGGUAAGAAUGUCUUUCACCAGCCACGUAGGGGGCUGGUGAAUUUGCAGUGCUCUGCAAGCACUACAUUUGCAUUUGCAAAUACAAAUAGAGUUAAAAAGUCAAGUAUGAGCACACGUGUGAGUUGUGAUUUUAUAGCAGAAAAAUGGUGCAGUAGCUGUUUUUCAAAGUGUUUCUGCCAUUUUUGUUUCAUAGCUGCUAAUCGCGCAAAGAAAUGCGAUAACUAUAACCCACCUUACGCAGCAACACUGCCUGACUAGGGAGCCUUGUGCACAGUGCUGAUAGAGGCGUGCACACAGGCAUCAAAGUUGGUCCACAAAGUGAGACUGUUUCUUGGCUAUUUACAUUGCUUUGUUCACAGGGUCGCUUGUUUUUCAGUGUUAGUUUGAGUCUGCUGCUUCAACUAAUAGGGAAGAGAUGCUGCCUACUAGUCGGAUCCAAAAUCUCACACAGACACACGUGACAUGACUCGAGUGGCCCCGUUACCACGGUAACCUCCCACCCUUAGUGGCAGCUGAACAUUUUGUCUCAUCUGAUAUUUUGGUUAAAAGCCUCGGGUCACAAAAGGAAAAUAAAUUUAGCAAAAUAUCACAUGACUUCUUAAUAAUAUUUUUGUUUGUUUUAGAAACAUUAAGCAUGGUCGUCAUUUAAUUGUAUUUAUUUAUUUAUUUAUUUAUUUUUGAUAAUUAUGGCCAAAUAAUAUUUUGGGCAGUAAAAAAUCUGAGUGGCUGGCAGAUUUUUCCAUCUACCUGCCACAGUGGCUGGUGGACCAAAAAGUUAAUUUUAGGCCCUGCUACCCUCACCACCUGGGGGUGGCCCGUCAGGAAGUCCAGGAUCCAGUUGCAGAGGGAUGUGUUCAUCUGUGGAUUGCCUCGUCUGUGGAUCUGUUGGGGUGGUUUGCGAAUUGGAGUGGGUCUAGGAUGUCUGGGAUGAUGGUGUUGAUGUGAGCCAUGACCAGCCUUUCAAAGCACUUCAUGGCUACAGAUGUGAGUGGUACAGGGCGAUAAUCAUUUAGACAGGUUACCUUGGAGUUCUUGGGCGCAGGGACUAUGGUGGUCUGCUUGAAACAUGUUGGUAUUACAGACUCAGACAGGGAGAGGUUGAACAUGUCAGUGAAGACACUUGCCAGCUGGUCAGACCAUGCUCUGGGUAUUUAUCCUGGUAAUCCAUCUGGCCCUGAGGCCUUGUGAAUGUUAACCUGUUUAAAGGACUUACAACGGCUACAGAGAGAAUGAUGACCCUGAGGCCUUGUGGAUAACCUGUUUUAAAGGUCUUACUCACAUCGGCUACAGAGAGUGCGAUCACACAGUCGUACGGAACAGCUGGUGCUCUCAUGCAUGGUUCAGUGUUGCUUGCCUCGACGCGAGCAUAGAAGGCAUUUAGCUCGUCUGGUAGGCUCACAUCACUGGGCAGCUCUCGGCCGGGUUUCCCUUUAUAAUAUACAGAGUCACCGGGAGCCCUAUAGCUACCUCCUGUCAUAAUAUACAGAGUCUCCAGGAGCAGUAGCCCAAUAGUGUCAUUAUUAAAGGUGUGUUUUUGAACCAUGUCCAAACAGAGGAUUUCAGUUGUGAAUUAGGGCCCUUUGUUUUGCACAAUUGUCACAUGACCUGGAUUUUAACCUUUUUUUAAUUGAAAGAUUUUUCAUCAAACUUUCCCUUUUUUCUAUUUUUUUUAUGUUCAUGUCCAAUGGUGCAGCACCAUGUUUAGACAGUUGCUUGCCUUUUUGCUGUUCUCAUUUCUGAAAAUACUGGAUAGAAUCUUGCUAUGUCACAUGAUUGCGCAAAACACAAUGACCUAGUUAUGAUCAGUGAAGAGUUUUGGCUGGCACUCACACAGAUCAUCAAUGUUAUAAUAAUAAUAACACACAGCACUAUAAACCAGUCCAAGGUUUGCAUUAGCCCUAAUUCUGUGUACCCCAUGAUAAUUUAAUUUAAAUGUUAUCUUAGCCUCUUAGCAGCAUUAUCAUAAUACCAGCAGUCAAAAACGAGCAACCCUUUUUACAUGUGUAGGCCUAACGUUGGACUGCAUACAGUGGUAACUUGUUGCGUGUAUAACACAACCGUUUCUCUCUCUCUCUCCUUUUUAGAAUCCUGCAACAAUUACCAGAAUACUUCUGAGUCACUUCAACUGGGACAGAGAGAAGCUCAUGGAG